AUGACAGAGACUUUGAAUGUCAUGGUCAAUAACGGAUCAAGCGUAGGCGCUGAUACACUUGAUCUGAUUGCGCCUCCGAAGUUGACUUCGGAGAUCACUCAAUUACCAACGCUCGAACAUAAAAAAAGGUUCUUGCGUAGUGGCAAAGUCAAGCAGAUCUGCGUACUCGUCGCUGACGACGAGUGUGUAGCCGGCAUAAGGUCAGCAACAAUGUUUACUGAGAACGAGAGAGUUCUCAGUAGUUCAUCAAUGGACGAGAGUGUCCUAGAUGAAAAGACACGAGUUGAGCGACAUGACUCCCAAUCGUGGCAAUCGCUCAAGACAAAACCUCUCCAUGAAGAUUUGGUUGAAUUCAAGGAUGUAUUCCCUGAAACUGUUCCGUGCGAAUUACCGAAGGAUAAAGGUAUUCGACACGAGGUCGAGCUUAAACCAGGCUCGAAGUACUGUGUCAUGAAGCAGUGGUCACUGCCUCGUGAACAAGUGCUUGCGAUCGACAAGUUCUAUGCCGAUCGUUUAGCUGCGGGCCAUGUGAGGGAAUCAACAUCCCACACAGCCCUUCGACCUUCUGUGUGCGAAAAGCCACAGGAGGGUGGCGGAUAG
This is a messenger RNA of Peronospora matthiolae, 600 nucleotides long. The record is from the annotation of a GenBank genome assembly. Lineage: Eukaryota; Oomycota; Peronosporomycetes; Peronosporales; Peronosporaceae.